Molecule: messenger RNA, 3581 nt
Organism: Sorex fumeus (smoky shrew)
Lineage: Eukaryota; Metazoa; Chordata; Mammalia; Eulipotyphla; Soricidae
Gene: NFKBIZ
Product: NFKB inhibitor zeta
Exons: 12
Coding region: 76-2247 (723 amino acids)
Biological process (GO): regulation of gene expression
Cellular component (GO): nucleus
Molecular function (GO): DNA binding; POU domain binding
Source: RefSeq, a predicted model, not a curated record
CCGUCUGUCUGCCUGCCUGCGCUCGGGGGCUGGGGGUGGGGGGUCGUCCAGUGCCGGAGCGCCCCGCCCGAGAGCAUGAUCGUGGACAAGCUGCUGGACGACAGCCGCGGCGGAGAGGGGCUGCUGCUGCUGGACGGCGACGGCGGCCUGAUGAGCAGCCCGCUGCACCUGGCCUACUUCUACGGCGCGUCGCCCCCGGCCGCCGCCCCCGGCUCGGCCGCGGCUUCGGGGCCCUCGGCGCCCGGCUCGCCCGGCUCCGACUCCUCCGACUUCUCGUCCGCCUCGUCCGCCUCCUCGUCCGCCUCGUCCAGCGGCGCCGUCGAGUCCCGGCCGAGAGGGGGCGCUCGCGCCGAGCGGCUGCCAGUUGAGCCCCAUAUGGGGGUUGGAAAGCAGCAGAGAGGACCCUUUCAAGGCGUUCGUGUGAAGAACUCGGUGAAGGAACUCCUGUUACACUUAAGAAGUCAUAAACAGAAAGCUUCUGGCCAAAUUGUGGAUGAUUUUAAGUCACAAGUUGUAAACAGAGAGCAGUUCACAGAAUUGAAGACCUCAGGAUCAUAUAGUGCUAAAAGGAAAGGACCUGAUUCUUCUGAUGGACCGGCUUGCAAGAGGCCAGCUUUGCUUCAUACCCAGUUUUUGACACCGCCUCAAACACCAACGCCUGGGGAGAGCAUGGAAGAUGUUCAUCACGCUGAAUCCAAGCCAGACAGCAGUGCUGAUCUGCUUCAGAACAUCAUCAACAUAAAGAAUGAAUGCAGCCCGGUGUCCCUGAAUACCGUCCAGGUGAACUGGACCAACCCCAUGGUGGUUCCUCAGAGCUCCCCUGGAGAGCACAGCCAGGAGUUCCCUGGAGGGCAGGCCAUCCCUCCACCACAGAAGUACCCGCCGUUUCACGCUGGCAGCUCCCCCUACAUGAUGAUGGAUCAGGCCCCCCUGUUCCAGUACUCACCACAAAACCAGAACGCGCAGCUGCCGCCGCAGCAUUCUCAGCACUAUGCCCACAGUCCCUCUCUGGAAUGUGGUACUUAUUCCAGAACCUCCCAGUCCCCUAGCUACGAACCAAAUCUCUUUGAUAGUCAAGAACCUCAGUUCUGCCCAAACCAAAGUUUCACCUCCCUUCUCAGUAGUCCUGGGGACUCUGAGGCCACUGCUGUUCCCACUCUGGCUCCCUCCUGUGCUCAGCAGCAAAGUGAUGCCCACUUGCAGAACUUCAACAUGAUGCUGCCCGGUGCCUGUGAGACUGUGGUGGGGCAAGACGCAGGCUCUGCCUCGUUAAACACUUCGCAGCCAUUCCAGAACUUUGCCGGAAAUUCCAUGAACACCGCACAGUUAGGAAAGUCAUUUUUCCAGUGGCAAGUUGAGCAGGAGGAAAGCAAAUUGGCAAAUAUCUCCCAGGACCAGUUUCUCUCAAAGGAUGCAGAUGGUGACACAUUCCUUCAUAUUGCUGUGGCCCAAGGAAGAAGGGCACUUUCCUAUGUCCUUGCCAGAAAGAUGAGUGUGCUACACAUGCUGGACAUCAAAGAGCACAAUGGGCAGAGUGCCUUUCAAGUGGCAGUGGCAGCCAAUCAACAUCUCAUUGUGCAGGAUCUGGUGAACCUUGGGGCCCAGGUGAACACCACUGACUGCUGGGGAAGAACCCCUCUGCAUGUUUGUGCUGAGAAGGGCCACUCCCAGGUGCUCCAGGCAAUUCAGAAGGGAGCCAUAAGGAGCAAUCAGUUUUUGGAUCUUGAGGCAACUAACUAUGAUGGCUUAACUCCAUUGCACUGUGCAGUUGUGGCUCACAAUGCGGUGGUACAUGAACUUCAGAGAAAUCAGCAGCCCCAUUCACCGGAAGUUCAGGAACUUUUACUGAAGAAUAAGAGUCUGGUUGACACCAUAAAGUGUCUGAUUCAAAUGGGAGCAGCGGUGGAAGCUAAGGAUCGUAAAAGUGGUCGCACAGCCCUGCAUCUGGCAGCCGAAGAAGCCAAUCUGGAACUCAUUCGCCUCUUUCUAGAGCUGCCCAGUUGUCUGUCAUUUGUGAAUACAAAGGCUUACAAUGGGAACACCGCCCUCCAUGUUGCUGCCAGCCUGCAGUACCGUGUGACGCAGUUGGAUGCUGUCCGUCUGUUGAUGAGGAAGGGAGCAGACCCAAGUACACGAAACUUGGAAAAUGAACAGCCAGUUCAUUUGGUUCCUGAUGGCCCUGUGGGAGAACAGAUCCGACGUAUCCUGAAGGGGAAGUCCAUUCAGCAGAGAGCUCCACCGUAUUAGCUCCACUGACCUGGAGCCGGGUUGGCAACACUCACUGUCAGUUAGGCAGUCCUAAUGUAUCUGUACAUAGACCAUUUGUCUUGUAUUGGCAAAUGUAAGUUGUUUCUAUGAAACAAACAUAUUUAGUUCACUAUUAUAUAGUGGGUUACAUUUUAAAAAAAAACAAGAAAAAUAACUAAUUCCUCUUGGCAGAUUUUACUAUUUCAUACCCAGGUAUCUGGGAUCUAGACAUUUGAAUUUAAUCUGAAUGGUAAAAUUGACUUCAAUUAAUAGUAGCUUUGAUAGUCAAUGCUUUAAUUUGUGGCAUUGGACACUGCUCAUGGAGCUGUUGCCAGAUUUCAGGCAGGUAAAUUGCAGACAUUUUUAAAAGAAAAAUGAAAUGCAAAAGAAAAAGCAUAAAUCUGGGUGUGAUAGUAUCGAAACUUCAUUUGGCCUGACGGAGGGCCUCUGCAGCUGUCAACUGUUGGAAAUCUAGUCAUUGCACUCCAUGAAAGGUGCCAUUGAUCUUUGCAAACUAUAUAUAUAUAUAUUUGUUAUUUUGUUUUUUCAAAUAUUUGUAUAUGUUUGGUGACAUUAACAUAUUUAGAAGGUGUAAAUCAGUAAAAGCAUACAAGAGCAAGAGAAUUGUCACUGUUUUAAGAAAUACAUAUUCGAGGAGCUGUUGUUACGGAAUCCCCCAACAUUAAUAUCUUUGUGGAUGAGCAGAUGCACAGUUGUUUUUAGUGGCUGACAGAACUGUUUGAAUUGUAAAUAUGCUUUUUCUCAUGCAUCGAUGUGAGACACAUUAUUUGUAGGUAAUUGCAUGUUCUUAAAGAGAACGCUUCCUGCGGAUCACUUUAUAGGAUUUAUAAUCUACUUGCUCUGUUAGAAUUUUUGUUUCACCUUAAUAGGAGCAACAGAAGUCAGUACUGAAACACGUCUUACCGUUUUCUUACGUCAAAUAGUGAUAACGCACCAUGACAUUUUAUAUUAGCUUUCAGGAAGAAAAAAAUGUUUUUACCUACCAUCUGUUUAUUAAUGAUUACUUUGCUUGCCUUUUGCAUGCCCCAAGAAUGUAUUUGAUUUUGAUUGCACACUAAUUUUUUUUGUUAUAAAUUAGAUUAUUUCAAAAUAUUUAAAAAGAUGAGGCCUCACAAGCAACUAAGCAAUGGCUUGUGGCUAAGGACUUAACUCUUUUAUGAAAAAGUUGUCUUUUAGAUCACAUUUUUUGACUCAGUAUGUCCUGUGAACAACAAUUGUUACUUGAUAUCUGUAAAUAAUGGUAGUGAGAAAAACUAGCCUAUCCACACUCAUGGUUUGUGCCUGGUUUUAAAUAAACUUUAAUUCAGAAGAAC